Molecule: messenger RNA, 342 nt
Organism: Symbiodinium sp. CCMP2456
Lineage: Eukaryota; Dinophyceae; Suessiales; Symbiodiniaceae
Source: the annotation of a GenBank genome assembly
AUGCCUUUGGCUGAAACGGAAUCGCGCAAGCCACCCGAUGUCGCAGAGGUCAGGGAUGACGCAGUCCCGGCUUUUGCCAACGGUGCUGCUGGCCGCCUCGUCAUGGCUCCUGAUCUCCCUCUUCGGUUCAAGCACAGCUGGGGUACCGCGGAGAAGCUCUACAAGUCCGAGGCCAUCGACUCCUUCGGCAACAAGUACCUCCUUGGUGUCUACGAGACCGUGAAGGAGGCCGAGAAGGCCUUCGACGAGUGGAACAAGGAGUACGAGCAAGCCGGUGCUGAUGUCAAGGAGUCCUUGAGUGGCUGGGCCAAACAGCAGGAGGCCGCGCUCGCGGAAGACCAG